This is a messenger RNA of Salvelinus namaycush (lake trout), 3473 nucleotides long. RefSeq names its product adhesion G-protein coupled receptor G7-like. Gene Ontology annotation, biological process: cell surface receptor signaling pathway; G protein-coupled receptor signaling pathway. Bases 91 to 3270 code for a protein of 1059 amino acids. NCBI's taxonomy places the organism in Eukaryota, Metazoa, Chordata, Actinopteri, Salmoniformes, Salmonidae. Gene Ontology annotation, molecular function: G protein-coupled receptor activity. Gene Ontology annotation, cellular component: membrane. The record is from RefSeq and is a predicted model, not a curated record. The transcript has 16 exons.
UGUGACAGGUGGAGAGCAGCACAGCAUUAGACCAACAGACGUCCUAAUAAUGUGCAGUCUGCUGACACUGGAUGACUGGAAACAGCAGAGAUGAAGGAGCUAUGGAUUAUGGCUGUCUUUGCUACAGUUUCUUUGCCACAGGUGGAUCUCACCACAUCCUCUGCCAUUCCAACCACCAUUGACAUAACUAUCCCAAAUACUGCUGCCCCUUUAACCCCUGACCCUCCAACUACUACUUCCUCUAUAGCCCCUGACCUCUCAACUACUACUACCCAUUUAACCCCUGACCCUCCAACUACUGAUGCCCCUAUAACUACUGACACUCCAACUACUGACCCUCCAACUACUGACACUUCAAUUACUGAUGCCCCUAUAACUACUGACUCUCCAACUACUGACUCGUCAACUACUGACUCUCCAACUACUGACUCGUCAACUACUGACACUCCAACUACUGACUCUCCAGCUACUGACUCUCCAGCUACUGACACUUCAACUACUGACACUCCAACUACUGUCACUACAAUUACUGACACUCCAACUACUGAUGCACCAUUAACCCCUGACCCUACAACUUCUGAUGCACCCCUUGAACAUGCAACUACUGAUGCACCAUUAACCCCUGACCCUACAACUACAGAUGCACCCCUUGAACAUACAACUACUGAUGCACCCCCUGAACAUACAACUACUGAUGCACCCCUUGAACAUACAACUACUGAUGCACCCCUUGAACAUACAACUACUGAUGCACCCCUUGAACAAACAACUACUGAUGCACCCCUUGAACAAACAACUACUGAUUCCCUCAUAACCCCUGAGCCUGCAACUACUGAUUCCCUCAUAACCCCUGAGCCUAAAACUACUGAUUCCCUCAUAACCCCUGACCCUACAACUACUGAUUCCCUCAUAACCCAUGAGCCUACUGACACUACAACUACUGACACUCCAACUACCGAAUACCUAACUACUACUGGUCUUCCAUCUACUGGUUACCCUACCUCUAUCCCUAUCACCAGUACCAGUCUCCCAAACACCUCUACCACCACCUCUACCACCACCUCUCCUACCACCUCUACCACCACCACCAUCUCCACCACCACCUCUACCACCACCUCUACCACCACAACCCCUCCUCUGGUCUGUAUCAAUGGUGGUGAGCUGCAGAGUGGAGUCUGUAUCUGUCCUGAUGAGUGGACCGGAGAGACCUGUUCAGAGGGGAAUUUCUGCAAUUCCACCAUCAUUGGUCAAUUCUCCUACCCAAGAACAACGGUUGGCUGGUCUGCUUAUUCAAAAGAGUUGUGUGAUGAGAAGACAACCAGUGCUGGUUUACCAAGAGCCUCAGCAAGAUGUUUGAAUGACACUGGCUCUCCAAUGUUUGGUUUUCCUCAUGAACUGCAGUGUGAAUUUACCCUCAGUGACAUUCAAGGAAAUAUCUCCAGUAGUUCAGGUGAUUUACUACAGUUAGCCUUCAGUACUCAGAUCCUGACCUCCCAACCAGAGCAGCUGUCAGCUGACAACAUCACCACAGCAGCUCAGAUAGCUAACACGCUGCUUCUGUCUGCAAAUAUCACAGAGGACAUCGCAGUGGCAGCUGUAACUACCAUCAGUCAGCUGCUGCAUGCCAGUGAGGAGAGUACACAGGAGAGAGACGCUGUCCAAAACCUCACAGAGACCCUGGAGAAGUUUUCCCUGGACCAGCACAAUAAUCUGUCCUUGGUGGUUCAGCCCAACCUGGUAGUCCAGUCUGUCCAAGUACCAAGUGACACAGUAGGGAUCCAGUUUACUGCUCUGACUGGAAGAUCUGGUAAUUUUGUGGCCAACAGAAUUCAUCUCAACACAAAUACCUCUGAACUGAUAGCUGACAAAGGAGGUGCUACUGAUGUCCAGAUUGUCAUAAAAUUCCCAUCAGUUUUACGUAGUAAAUACACAAACAACUCCAUUGGUUUUGUACUCUACCAAAACGACCGGUUCUUCAGGUCCAGGGCUUUCAGUGCUUCUUCAGGGACCAGCAGAAGGGUCAUCUCUGCUAACCUGGGACAGGUGUCUGGGUUACAUGUUGAAAUGCUCUUCAAGCCCACAGUUGUCCCCAACGCCUCCCUCCAUGACUUUGCCUGCGUGUGGUGGAACUACACGUUGAAAGACUGGAGCACCUUUGGCUGCUCCAAAGCCAACCACUCAGAAGACGGCCUGCGAUGUUUCUGUAAUCACACCACUAACUUCGCUGUGCUGAUGUCGUUCAGGAAGGAUUUUAAAUACGCUGAAGUGCUAGACUGGAUCACCAUAUUGGGAUGCUCCAUGUCCAUCAUUGGGUUGAGUUUAACAAUAACAUUCCAGAUCACAACCAGGAAAUCACGCAAAACCAACCCAACAGUCCUCUUAGUGAGCGCAUGCAUGUGUCUCCUGAUCUUCACCCUCCUCUUCAUGUUGGGAGUGGACAACCCUCAUAAACAGCUGGACAAACCUGAAAUACAGGGGGACAACAUUCUCCCCCCGUCCGACACACACACAGAGCGGGACAGAGGGCCCUGUACUGCAGUGACGGUCCUGCUGCAGUACUUCCUGUUGGGGACGUUCACCUGGAACACGCUGUACGCCACACAUGUCUUCCUGAUGAUCAGAAACAGCCUGGCCACCAGCCCGUCACAGUUCACAGCCUAUACCGUGGCCAUCGGAUGGGGACUGCCUGCGGUUGUGGUGGCCCUCACCUUAGGAAUUAGUUACAGAGUGGAUGAUCCACUGGGUUACAGGCAGGAGGAAUUUUGCUGGCUUGCUGCCCUCGAUCCAAAGGGGAACUUUGACUUCAAGCUGCCAAUGUUUUGGGGGUUCCUGAUCCCUGUGGCGUUCAUGCUUAUGUUCAACACAGUGAUGUUGGUAUAUUUUGCAGUAACAACAUGCAAGACCAACCCACAUUUAACCAGUACAAGACACACAUCGAUGAAGAAGAAGUUCCUCAGUAGCUUUUCUCUGGCUGUGGUGCUCGGUCUCUCCUGGAUCCUGGGCUAUCUGUUGCUCAUUACACAGAACCAGACCAUGUACACCAUACUCAACAUCUCCUUCUGUGUACUCACCACCACUCAGGGCUUGCAGAUUUUCAUUCUGUUCACUGCAAGAACAGCAAUUGUCAAGAAAAUGAUGGCAGAUGCUUUGAAAUCGGUCUCUAGUGUUGAAAUCCCACUUCACACCAAGAGAUUCAGUCUAUGGCGAGGCAAGCACAGAGAAAAGGUUGAAUCCUACACACAGCUGGACACUAUGCUGUCAACACAUUAACACCUUAACUGCCACAGAAAAAGUAUUUUCCUGAAAAAUGUGUAUUUAGCCUUAAUAUAGGCCAUAAAUAAUGUGUAUUUGAUCGCAAAAAAAUAAACUUAUUUUGUAUUGGAUUUUACAUAUGCUUCUUAAAUCAUCUGAAAAAUUGUACAUUCAUUAACGUCAUGUCUGCUUCAGUUACUUAUAACGGAAGACAGGCCAAG